UUAAAAAAAGGAUUUGUCAGAGACAACUCAGCCAAAUUUUUUCCAUCGCACAGACAAAUUCUGCUUGUAGAAGUCAUAACUAACAGCCAAAUCUGACGUGCCUCUAGAAGAUUAAGCCGUCAAGGCACCAAAAAAAUGCAAAUAACUUUCUCACCUGCACCAUUGACCGAUCUUAUGGCGGGCAUGUCCAAACGCGUUUUCAUUCAUACUCUUUCCUUCUUUACCCAUCGACCUUUUUUUAGGUCAUAAAGAAAUUCAGGUGCAGUCAGUAGCAAACCCACAUUGAUUUCAUCAUUAUAAUGGUAGAUAUCUUCCACCAUCCUUCUAAACGUGCAUUUACCGAUUUCAAUCCCUGGCCCACCAUUACAAUAAAGUCGUUCAUCCCGUUUUGACAGCUAUGGCGACAAGAUUGCUUCGGAUCUUAUCAAUGCAUUGUCCUCACUUGGCAUAUCAUAAUGUUUUUUGCAGGGCCUACUUUCAAUAAUAACUUACUUGUUUUCACACGGCACUAAAUGUGACGGAUAGACGUACGAUUGAGUAGAUGAGAUAAACUUCCUGUGCAUUCUAUUUAUAGAUCGUUGAGAGAAGUCUGUGGAGGGGGAAGAUUUGUGUAAUCAUGGCGUCUCAUAUCAAGCCUGGGUCUUUGGAGACUACAAAUGGUUAUACUCAUGAUGAGAGGGUGGAGAGGAAUUCUGAGGGUUCUUCUGGUGGUGGGUGUUUUGCAAUGGAGUUUGUGUUGAGGUUACUUGCAGUCGCUGCAACUCUUUCUGCAGCAGUUGUCAUGUCGAAAGCUAAACAGACUGAAAUGGUGCCUGCUGUUGUGAAUUCUGUUCCAGUUACUGUAAAUGGACGUCCUGUCCUUGUUCCAGUGCCUGCUAAAUACAACUAUUCCCCUGCUUUCAUUUAUUUUGUUGUAGCGAAUUCAGUAGCUUGUGUAUACACAGCGCUCUCCAUACUUGCCACUUUCGCCAAGCGCAAGAAGUCCUCCUUUCUCAGCACUUUUCUUCUCGCUGUGACUGAUAUAUCGAUGGUAGCACUGAUAUCUUCAGCAGCCUCUGCAGCUAUGGCUUAUGCUUAUAUUGGGUUGAAGGGCAAUUCUCACACAGGGUGGCAUAAAAUCUGCAAUGUCUAUGAUAAGUUCUGUCGUUAUGUGGGUGCAGCGCUGGGAGUUUCCUUCGUUGGAUUGAAUGCGUUCUCGUUACUCACUCUCAUACAGUUGUACACUCUCUACAAACACACCAAAGGCCGGCGAUAAGUCACAGAUUUGGAAUAAGUACAGUGGACUGUAGUACUAUUGUAUUGUAUCAUCUGUUAUGUAAUUUGGUUGUAUUUUGAAAGCCUGUAUUGUCUUGCAAUAUUAACCAGAAAAGUCUUUCUGUUUCGUUGUAAUAAAUGAAAUUUGUAGUACGCUUUUUUUUGGUCUAA
Cryptomeria japonica (Japanese cedar) is the source of this 1425-nucleotide messenger RNA. Its product is annotated as CASP-like protein 1U1. The transcript is spliced from 3 exons. The record is from RefSeq and is a predicted model, not a curated record. The coding region runs from base 617 to 1255 and encodes 212 amino acids. NCBI's taxonomy places the organism in Eukaryota, Viridiplantae, Streptophyta, Pinopsida, Cupressales, Cupressaceae.